This is a messenger RNA of Caenorhabditis briggsae, 135 nucleotides long. Lineage: Eukaryota; Metazoa; Nematoda; Chromadorea; Rhabditida; Rhabditidae. The coding region runs from base 1 to 135 and encodes 44 amino acids. The record is from RefSeq and is a predicted model, not a curated record. The transcript has a single exon.
AUGAUAAGCAGCAAUCGAUUUCCUCUCCUUCUUCCUAAAAAGCGAAUGCUUCUCUCUUCCUCCAAACAUUUUCCUCUCCGACAGAGAGAAAAUAUCACCAACCAUUAUCAUUCAUUCACACUUCUUUUCCAUUAG